Molecule: messenger RNA, 2065 nt
Organism: Pseudo-nitzschia multistriata
Lineage: Eukaryota; Bacillariophyta; Bacillariophyceae; Bacillariales; Bacillariaceae
Source: the annotation of a GenBank genome assembly
CGAAUAGUAAUGAACGAACCGUAUGGUACGGUACGAUACUCGUACCUCAUUUGCGUUCGGUCGAGUGUGACCCAUGAUGGAUUUUUUGGAUGCGAAGACAUAAAAAAAUACUUGUAAUUCAGUUCUCACUUUUCUGAUUACUAGCGACGAAUCAAAGCAAAAGAUUACGAUGUCGAGCACUGUAUCCUACUUACUUACCGGAGACRUCGGUGGAACGAACAGCCGUAUGGGGUUGUAUCACGUUGGGAACGACACACCACUGGGGGUCGUAUAUUACCGUAACGCUGAGCACUUGACCAAGAGAGAAGAUGGGAUUUUCCAGAAAAAGAUAAUUUACCCUUUUUUGAAACAUAUCUGGGAUACAGUCCCAAACAURCCGCCUAUCGAACUGGCAGAAAUCAUUGCAUGCUUCGCUAUUGCUGGACCCGUCAAAGACAACAAGGUAAUCAUGUCGAAUCUGCACGGUAUCGAAAUAUGUGGGGACUCCAUCGUUGACGGGACKUAUGAUUGUGGCGAAGAAGGAAAUUUUUUCUUGAAAUCCAUCUGUGAUUGCAAAAUCAUCAAUGACUUUGUUGCGCAAGGAUWUGGUUGCUUGACCCUUCAGCCUGACGAAGUCAUUGAGCUGACCCCGGGUGCCCUCAACAAAAUAGACCCGACCGGCCCAAAAGCAUGCAUCGGUGCGGGAACCGGAUUGGGAGAAUGCUUUUUGACACCCGACGAGCGGGGCAACUAUUCUUGUUUUCCUUCCGAGGGAGGACAUGUUGACUGGGCUCCRCGAACAGACGUCGAGAUCAAAUUGUUGCAGUUUCUGAAAGAACGAUUUGCAGGCAAGAAUCGUGUCAGUGUAGAACGUGUCGUCUCUGGCACUGGUCUGGGGAACUGCUAUGAUUUCUUUGCUCGUGAAUACCCCAAAAAAAUCAACAAAGCGGUUCACAAAGAGAUUUUGGAAUCUGGUGAUAUGAAGGGCAGAGCAGUUGCCAUGGGCGUGGAGAAAUGUGAACGUACGUGGUUUCUAGAUUCAUUCUUGCGUGCAGGUUUGCUCUCGAAAUGAUAAAGCAUUGAUACCAUUGACCAAUCUAGCUCACGAAAGAACGAUUCAUGAUGACAUUGCAUGCAAUCGUAAUUUGAUACGAACUGUUGUCGAAAUUCCUCACUUUUUUGUCCGAUUGUUCUUGAUUGUUUUCCAGUUUGCCGUAGUGCAAUGGAAACGAUGAUUACGUACGUAUCGAUUCGCUUGUAACGCAGUGCAAAAAUCAUGGUUUCUUUAUUUCAUGAAAUURUAAGGCAUGCCCCAAUCAUGACUGACACUUUGAUGCGUGAUGUUUCGUAUUUUUCUUUUCUUUUACAGUGCGUAUGGUUCAGAAUGUGGCAAUGUUGGCAUCAAACUCAUUCCAACUGGUGGUCUUUAUGUCACAGGUGGGUUGACCCCAAAGAAUAUCAAGUGGAUUGAGGGUAAGGAUAGCCWUUUCAUCAAAKCAUUCUAUGAUAAGGGGAGGGUUUCUCCACUCCUCGAUAACGUUCCUCUUAUUGCCGUUAUGGUGGAAGAUAUGGGAGUCCGUGGGGCCCGAAAAAGUGCUGAAAUUGUACGUUCAUCAAUAAAAKURGGUGUCCUUGGUAUCCUUUCUCUUUUCCAUACUCAUGUUUCUUUACUCGUUUCUUCCCCCUAUUAAUAGCAACACGAGAUGUUCGAGGCCAGAAAAGCUGCGCUACUCAAUAGGAAUCCUAUUCAUCCGCCCUCGUCGUUGAAGUUGGAUUCAAUGGCAGCAGGAUCCAAUGAUCCAGUAACAGCUCGCUUGMUAAAGCUGGAAAAGGAUGUAGAAGAAWCAAAAACAUUGGCGAAGAUGAGCAUGGCAUUGACCAUCGGAGUCGUUGCGGGAUUCGCAUUGAUGAAAAACAGAUAAAACAACUACCAUGCCAUAGAAUCGACAAAGUCGGACACUCGCAGGAUCUGCUGGCUGUUAUGUGCAGCUCUCCGAGUUCAUGCCGUCCUUUUCAUCGUUAURUAUACUCUGCUCUUAGAUGAAUCGAAAGUAUCGGCCUAUUCAACAUACCAUUUCUAAUACUU